UCUAAACCGGUGCGGAAGUCGAGUUGACUCGACUUGGAAGGUCAGAGUUUAUUUGGUCAAAGCUAUUUUUAUACAUGGACAUGGUGUAACUUAGCUUUUUGAAUCACAACCCUAAGGAGGGUUUGGACUUAUUUCCUGGUAGAAAACGCAACUUUUAUGACCGUGACCACAAAAUAAAUAGCGUGUAUAUAUUUCGGUCUCCUCAUGUCCGGGUCUAAAUGCGCGCGACUGAGCGGACAGUUGGUCCGACAAGUGGUGGACUCGGUGGACUGCGUCCUGUUCGACUGCGACGGCGUCAUCUGGCGGGGGGACAAGGCCAUCCCUGGCGCCCCUCAGGUGGUCAAACUACUCAAGCAACAUGGCAAGAGAGUCUUCUUCGUCACCAACAACAGCACCAAGACGAGGAAGAUGUACGCGGACAAAAUGUCCACGCUGGGCUUCGACGUGACCGAGGACGAGGUGUUCGGGACGGCGUACUGCUCCGCCGUGUACCUGCAGACGGUGUGCAAGCUGCAGGGUAAAGUCUACCUCGUCGGCAGCGACGCCAUGAAGCAGGAGCUGGAGGCGGUGGGGAUCCAGCAGACCGGCCUGGGACCGGACCACAUCUCCGGGAAGCAGACCGACUGGGCUAGGGUGGCGCUGGACCCGGAGGUGAAGGCUGUGUUGGUGGGUUUUGAUGAACAUUUCAGCUACAUGAAGCUCAACCGAGCCUUGCAGUACAUCACCAGGUCGGAGUGUUUGUUUGUGGGGACAAACAGGGAUUCCAGGCUGCCCCUGGAGGGGGGAACCGCUGUCCCAGGAACUGGAUGUCUGCUGCAAGCUGUCGAGACCGCAGCCCAGCGCCAGGCCGCCACGGUGGGCAAACCCAACCGCUUCAUGUUUGACUGCGUGGCUUCUAAAUUCGGCGUAGACCCCGGCCGCUGCCUGAUGGUGGGCGAUCGCCUGGACACGGACAUCAUGUUGGGCUCCAACUGCGGCCUGAAGACCCUCCUCACCCUCACCGGGGUCAGUACGCUGGCCGAGGCGGAAGCCAUUCAGAAGAGCGGCUGCGCGGAGAGGCAGGGGAUGGUGCCGGAUUAUUACGUGGAGAGCAUCGCAGACCUUCUUCCAGCCCUGCAGGGAUGAGACCACCAGGACUCAUGCGGCACAGGAAAUUGGCUAAUCUAAUCAUAGUCUUCCAUAUUAUCAUCCCUAUGACUACCAAUGCUUUUGUGGCGUGAUUAGAGGACACAAAAACUAUAUCUACACUAAAUCAUGUUAAGUUGGCCAUCAUGGAUCAAAUGAGCUAGAAUUAAAUGAGUACCAGUAUUAAAAUAAGAUAGUUAGCUUUAGAUUGAUUUAUAUUUCCACAUGUUCUACAAAUAUGUGAGAGACAAAUAACAAAAGAAAGAUAACAUUUAUGGAAGAAAUUACUGUAUUCUUUGGACUACAAGGUGCACAGUGCGGCCUAUUACCCAGUGCACCUAACGUACCCGUUAAUUCUGGUUGUGCUUACCGACCUCAAGGCAAUUUUAUUUGGUACAUGGUGUAAUAUGUGCGGCCAGUAGGUGGCAGUCACACAUAAGAGAUACGUGUGGACUGCAGGUUGACUGACAUCUGUUCAAUAAAUGACGCGAGCAAGUACCCGUAAGCAAACAACACCAGAACUUUGAUGUUUCAUUGAGAAUAUAGAACAUUACACUUGGCGCUCAAAACUCUGUCAAAAUGUUUUAGUACGACUUUGGUAAGCUACAAAGCCGCACCGCUUGAUGGAAAGCAGAGUAUUACAGAUACCGUAGUCGUACGUACUGUGUUUCACCAUAUGGGUAUUAUUAUGUGUAUAAGGAUAGGUAAAAGGUAAAACAUAAUCUAUGCAACAUUUUGACCAAAGAACCACCAUUACAUGUUAUGUAGACCACAAGGAAGUGUUUUAAAUGUAGAAAAUAAAAUCAUAAUAUGACCGCUUUAAUGCGCCUUAUAAUCUGGUGCGCCCUAUGGUCCGAAAAAUACAGUAAUAUGUUUAAUUGUAGCCCUUUACAGUGAAAUGAACCACAUUUGGUAUCUUACAGCAAAAGUAUUUAUAUAAGAUUAAUUAUUAAAAUAAAUUAUUGUAGGUAGGAGACCACGGGGAAGACCCAGGGCACGGUGGAGAGACUAUGUCUCCCGGUUGGCCCGGUAACUCCUCAGGAUCCCCCGGGAAGAGACGGACAAAGUAGCUGGGGCGAGAGAAGUCUGUUCUUCUCAGCUUAGGCUGCUGCCCCCGCGACCCGACUUCGGAUAAGAGGAAGAAGAUAGUAUUUAAUUCGAAAUAUUAAAAUUGUUUUUGAAAAGGAAAAUUUUUUGCCGAGAUAAGUGAAACCUCAUAGGGUGUUUUUUUGUUUUUAAAGUAAUUUCUCGGUAUAGUGUCAGUGUUCAAUGUGUAAACUGUCCCGAUUAUUACCAGACAGUAUUUUACUAACAAGAGACAUACAUGGGAUGUCACCACUCUGAUUAAACAACUAAAGGAAGCCAGCAUCAAUGUGGUAUUUGGUCAUGUGAGUGCGGUCAGCUGACAGGAUAAUGCAGUAAAAAGUUUAUUUAUCACAACAGAAA
Molecule: messenger RNA, 2571 nt
Organism: Nerophis lumbriciformis (worm pipefish)
Lineage: Eukaryota; Metazoa; Chordata; Actinopteri; Syngnathiformes; Syngnathidae
Gene: pgp
Product: phosphoglycolate phosphatase
Cellular component (GO): cytoplasm
Molecular function (GO): sn-glycerol 3-phosphatase activity
Source: RefSeq, a predicted model, not a curated record